ACAGCUUGCAAAUUCACUUCGUGUAGUUAACAGCACGGAAUAGUUGCUAUCCAAAGGAGACACAGUAAUCGUAGUUUUUAACUAAAAUACCGAUCAACUCGCUCGAAGUGUCAACAUGAAAGCAAUAAGCCCAGUGAGGUCCUUCAGGAAAAAUAACGCCAAUUUAUCGGAACACAGUCUCGGAAUCUCCCGGAGCAAGACACCCGUGGAUGAUCCUUUAAGCCUACUCUACAACAUGAAUGACUGCUACUCCAAGCUGAAAGAACUGGUGCCCAGCAUCCCGCAAAACAAGAACGUUAGCAAAAUGGAAAUCCUUCAGCAUGUUAUUGACUACAUACUGGACCUGCAGAUUGCGCUCGACUCAAAUUCCGCUAUAACCAGCCUCCACCACCAGCGACCGGGGCAAGCGACAUCCCGGACACCCCUGACAACUCUCAACACAGACAUCAGCAUCCUGUCCUUACAGUCUGCUGAGUUCUCGACAGAAUUGACUACAGACGACAGUAAGACCCUAUUUCGUUAAACCGGUGUUUGGUUAAGACACAAAACACGGGACCUGGAAACUGACUUUUUUCCUCCUCUGUUUUGUUCUCGAUCUGGAUUUUUUCUUUAAUUGAGUCAAGAGAGACUUUCAUAAUUAAAAAAGGACAAUCUAUGUGUUGUGUUAUAUAAUACGGACAUUUAUAGUUAUUUAUAAAUAGACUUGUUUUGUCCUUUCUUCAAACGGAAGGCUCACUAUAUUCCCAAUAGUGGGAGAAAAUGAAAGAAGAUUAUUGUCCCGAGGAUCCCCCAUAAGAAGUCUUUGCUUUUUUGCGAAGGUGGUGUGUGAAUAGGGCGACUUCGUUACUGUAAAAAGUUUAGUCUGUUUUGUCAGAAUUGUUACUGUUUUGGCACGUGAAGGACUGGACGUUGUAAAAAAAAAAAAAAAAAAAAAGUUGAAACCACGUGAACUCUAUAAUUGGAGUUUCAUCUUGUAUAGUAGCGGAAAUUGCAAAUUUCUGCAGAACAUGUAAUGCUGUAAUUAAUUUUGCUGAAACUUUUUAUAAAAGUAAUAAUGUAAAUUGUACCUUUUAUACAAAAAAUAAAUGAAAUGCUUUAUUUGAA
This is a messenger RNA of Anguilla rostrata (American eel), 1104 nucleotides long. It is a transcript of the gene id2a, whose product is annotated as inhibitor of DNA binding 2a. The transcript has 3 exons. Gene Ontology annotation, molecular function: protein dimerization activity; transcription regulator activity. The record is from RefSeq and is a predicted model, not a curated record. Gene Ontology annotation, biological process: negative regulation of transcription by RNA polymerase II; cell differentiation; circadian regulation of gene expression. Gene Ontology annotation, cellular component: nucleus; cytoplasm. Lineage: Eukaryota; Metazoa; Chordata; Actinopteri; Anguilliformes; Anguillidae. Bases 116 to 523 code for a protein of 135 amino acids.